This is a messenger RNA of Geodia barretti, 1863 nucleotides long. The record is from the annotation of a GenBank genome assembly. Lineage: Eukaryota; Metazoa; Porifera; Demospongiae; Tetractinellida; Geodiidae.
AUGUAUGUCAUUGGAACAGCGGGGCAUGUUGACCAUGGCAAAUCCACGCUUGUCGAGGCGCUAACGGGCAUCGAUCCGGAUCGGCUGCGCGAGGAAAAAGAGCGCGGCAUGACCAUCGAUCUUGGAUUCGCAUGGCUGCAACUACCGAGCGGCAACGAGAUAAGCAUCGUGGAUGUGCCGGGGCAUGAGCGCUUUGUGAACAACAUGCUUGCCGGCGUCGGCGGGAUCGAUCUCGCGCUUCUGGUGGUGGCUGCGGACGAGUCAGUUAUGCCGCAGACGCGUGAACAUCUGGCGAUAAUCGACUUGCUUCGGGUGCAGCGUGGAUUGGUGGCAAUCACGAAGCGCGACCUAGUUGACGAGGAUUGGCUUGAACUAGUCACCGCCGACGUGGAGGAAACGCUAGAAGGCACGGUGCUCGAGGGGGCGGGAAUCUAUCCCGUAUCAGCAAUGACGGGCGAGGGUUUGCCUGAACUCGUAGCUGCCAUAGAUUCGAUGCUGGACGAUACGCCGCCAAAACGAGACGUUGGGCGACCACGCCUUCCGAUAGAUCGCGCGUUUACCAUAUCGGGAUUUGGCACGGUGGUCACGGGCACGCUGAUUGAUGGCAAGAUUGAGACCGGUCAGGAUGUGGAAUUGGUUGUCGCCGGAAGGUCAACGCGCAUAAGAGGGUUGCAGACGCACAAGAAGGGACAGGGCGAAGCGCAGCCCGGCACUCGCGUGGCGGCGAACAUUAUAAAUGUGUCGCAGGACGAAGUUGCUCGCGGCGAGGUGCUGACAACGGAGGGAUGGCUGCGUCCAACAGACGCCAUUGAUGUGCGGGUGCGGGUAAUUCCCGACGCGCCUCAAGCGCUGCGCCACAACAUGUACGUGACGGUGCAUACGGGCAGCAGCGAGGUGGUCGGGCGGUUGCGGCUGCUGGAGAAGGAUGUGCUGGAGCCGGGCGAAACGAGCUGGGCGCAGGUGAAGCUGGAUGCGCCGCUCGCUGUCGUGAAGGGCGACUACUAUGUCAUACGCUCCAACAGCAGGACACUGGGGGGCGGGAACAUUGUUGAGACGCACGCGAGGCGCCAUCGGCGCAAUGACCAUUCCAUUAUCGAGCGGCUUGAGGUGAUGGAACUCGGCUCUGCGCAGGACAUACUAUUGAAGACAAUCGAAGCUUCGGAGCCAAGCAGGCUCGAUGAACUAGUGACUCGGGCAAACAUGGGCGCAGACAUCGUGAAGGCUGAGCUUGAGGCAAUCGCAGCCGAGAACCUUAUCGUUGCGCUGGGCGGCGAGGGCAUAAGCCGGGGAAGCUUCGUAUUCAGCACCGCCGGGUGGGACGCAGUUAUGGAGAAGACGCAACGUUCACUGGAAGCGUAUUAUCGGCAAUUUCCACUGAGACGCGGCGCGCCGAAAGAAGAACUGCGCAGCAGGCUAGGCAUGUCAGCACAGGUAUUCAACCUGGCGUUCGCAAGGCUACAGCAUCAGGCCGUCGUGGAAGAGGAUGGCGCGCUUGUGCGGCUGCCGGGAUAUGAACCUACGCUGAGCGACGCGCAGAACAAGCAGGUGGACGCCUACUUGCGCUUGCUGGAAACUGAGCCGUUCUCGCCGCCAACGGACGCGCCGCUAGACGGAGAAGUGCUGAACUUACUUGACGAGCAGGGCAAGGUCGUGCGCGUAAGCGAAUCGGUCGUAUAUUCGGCUGAGGCAUACGAGCAGAUGGUGACGAUAAUCUCGGAGCACAUCAGGGAGAACGGUGACAUAUCGGUUGCUAAUGUGCGGGAUGUGCUGGGCACAAGCCGCAAGUAUGCACUCGCGUUAAUGGACUAUCUGGACCACAAGCGCAUAACGCGCCGCGUGGGAGAUACGCGGGUAUUACGGUAG